Molecule: messenger RNA, 216 nt
Organism: Lathyrus sativus (Indian pea)
Lineage: Eukaryota; Viridiplantae; Streptophyta; Magnoliopsida; Fabales; Fabaceae
Source: the annotation of a GenBank genome assembly
AUGGCGUCGAAAGAUUCAACACCGCCGUAUCAAAGUGCUGCCAGAAUCUCCGAUUCCCAAUGUUUUCCUCAAUACACCGCCUCUCUCAAAUGUUUAGAAGAAUUUAAUACAGAUAAGAGUAAAUGUCAAGAACAUUUUGAUGUUUACAAGGAGUGUAAGAAAAAGGAGAGGGAGGCAAGAUUGGAACGUAAUAAAAGUCGGUCCUUAUUCUCAUGA